AUGAAUAAUUCUAUAGUAGACAUUCCCACAGACCUUUCACUCAUUAAUCCAGAUGGUAUGGAGAUAGCAUCUGAGCUAAUAUCCUUGACAUGUAUCACGGUAUUGGCACUGGCCCUUGGUGCCAAGACAAAUGGUGAAAAAGCAAGAUCUUUAAAUUACGGCCGAGUAUUAGUCAUUUUGCUUUAUGCACUAUCCUGGGCUUUUGCGGCUACUUCCGUUAUAGUGGUCUCUACUAACAAUAAUAAUAUGGUGUCUUGUACAAUUGGCAUGCUUGCAUGCGAUUUUUUUUACGCCGGUAGUAAGGUUGUAUGUUAUGCCUGGUUAAUUGAACGUGUUCAUUUGGUAACGGCUGUCAAGACCACAAGACUCAGGACUGGACAAUACAAAUUUCAUCUUGUCUUAUUAUGCCCCUAUAUCAUUAUUUUUGUACUGAUGCUAUGUUUUCGAAACAUUUACUUGGCGCCUGACGGCACAUGUAUCAUUGGUCUACAAGAUAUUGCCAGUAUUCCACUCUUGGUUUACGAUUUUAUUUUCAACCUUUACCUGACAUGGCUCUUUAUGAGGCCUUUGACGAGCAUUGGUCAGAAUACAAGAACCGACUGGAAAGUAUCCAGACUUUACAAACUGGCCAGAAGAACUUUGGUGGCAUCCAUUGUUUGUCUCUCUGUUUCAUUUGUCAAUCUUUUAUUGGUCGUCUUGACUCAUGGACAUCAGCGUGGUUUGGUCUGCUUGUCUAUGUGCACCGUUGAUGUUACUGUUAAUGUUGUCACCGUCCAUUGGGUUACGACAAGUGGAACUUCUGGAACGGGACAUAACCGAACAAGGAUACAAAAUGAUGAUCACGUUACUACUGACCUGACAUUUGAAGGCAACCAUGACAACACACGUAGGUUUCAAGGUCAAAUGGUCCAGCCCCAUAUCAUCGAGGAUGAUCUCCUAAGUAUUUCCUCGGGUGAUAUGUCUCAGACAAGUAGCAAAAAACCAAUGAGUGGGUACUACCGUUGA
Mucor mucedo is the source of this 1005-nucleotide messenger RNA. RefSeq lists its product as uncharacterized. NCBI's taxonomy places the organism in Eukaryota, Fungi, Mucoromycota, Mucoromycetes, Mucorales, Mucoraceae. The record is from RefSeq and is a predicted model, not a curated record. The transcript is spliced from 8 exons. The coding region runs from base 1 to 1005 and encodes 334 amino acids.